Messenger RNA from Cornus florida, 2950 nucleotides. RefSeq names its product acetyl-coenzyme A carboxylase carboxyl transferase subunit alpha, chloroplastic-like. Gene Ontology annotation, biological process: fatty acid biosynthetic process. Bases 340 to 2631 code for a protein of 763 amino acids. Lineage: Eukaryota; Viridiplantae; Streptophyta; Magnoliopsida; Cornales; Cornaceae. The transcript is spliced from 12 exons. Gene Ontology annotation, cellular component: acetyl-CoA carboxylase complex. The record is from RefSeq and is a predicted model, not a curated record. Gene Ontology annotation, molecular function: carboxyl- or carbamoyltransferase activity; acetyl-CoA carboxylase activity.
AAGUUAAACAACUCACAGGUCCCUUCCCCCAAAACCCACAUAAGAAGUAUCGACAUUUUCUCUCUCUCUCUCUCUCUGCUUUCUCUGUCUAAAACUAGUUGGGAAAAUCCAAACGAGACCUCCAUGACGAUCUUCACGAUGCUCGCGAUCUCUCUCAUUGCUUAAUAAUCACACUCUCUCUCUCUCUCUCUCCUCCCAUUCCGAAGGACGACUCAAAAGUCAUUCGUCGCCCACUCAGAUCUUCUCUCGCCGGAAAUCUCACCCCCACUCUCUGAUUUAUAAAUUAUUGAAGCUGCUAAAUUUAAUUUCCGUUUGGUUAAUUUGGUGGAGAAUUGGGGAAUGGCUUCUCUGUCUCAUUCGUCAGUGGCAUUGAAUGAGAAUUUGGCUGCUUCAGAUCUUCUCCAUAGCUCUAGUAAUGGUGUCAGUGGUGUGCCCUUGAAAGUCCUAGGAAGGGCGCGACUGGGCUCAAGAAGGGGGGUUUUUAUGGUCAAUGCAAAGGUUAGGAAGGUGAAGAAGCACGAGUAUCCGUGGCCGGAGGGUGCCGAUCCAAAUGUGAAGGGCGGAGCCCUUAGUCAUCUCUCACCUUUCAAGCCUUUAAAAGAGAGGCCGAAGCUGGUCACUUUGGACUUCGAGAAACCUCUUAUGAAUCUGCAAAAGAAGAUUAUUGAUGUACAAAAGAUGGCAAAUGAAACUGGCCUUGACUUCAGUGACCAAAUAAUCUCUUUAGAGAACAAGUAUCAACAGGCUCUAAAGGAUCUGUAUACGCAUCUGACUCCUAUACAGCGUGUGCAUAUUGCACGGCAUCCAAACAGGCCAACUUUUCUUGACCAUGUGUUUAAUAUUACCGACAAGUUUGUGGAGCUUCAUGGUGAUCGAUCAGGGUAUGAUGAUCCCGCCAUUGUCACUGGUCUUGGAAGCAUAAAUGGUAGAAGUUACAUGUUUAUGGGUCAUCAAAAGGGUAGAAAUACGAAGGAGAACAUUCUCCGCAACUUUGGGAUGCCCACUCCCCAUGGCUACCGGAAGGCGCUACGCAUGAUGUAUUACGCAGAUCACCAUGGAUUCCCUAUUGUUACUUUCAUUGAUACUCCAGGGGCAUUUGCAGACCUUAAAUCAGAGGAACUAGGCCAAGGUGAGGCCAUAGCUCACAACUUGAGAACUAUGUUUGGGUUGAAGGUACCUAUUGUUUCCAUUGUUAUUGGGGAAGGUGGAUCUGGUGGUGCUCUGGCCAUAGGCUGUGCUAAUAAAUUGUUAAUGCUCGAAAAUGCAGUUUUUUAUGUUGCCAGCCCAGAAGCGUGUGCAGCAAUUUUGUGGAAAACUGCCAAAGCCUCUCCCAAGGCAGCUGAGAAGCUUAGAAUAACUGCUGGGGAGUUGUGCAGACUGCAAAUAGCAGAUGGUUUCAUCACUGAGCCACUUGGUGGUGCACAUGCUGAUCCACAUUGGACAUCACAACAGAUAAAAACUGCAAUUGUUGACACAAUGGAUGAGCUUACAAAAAUGGACACUCAAGAGCUGCUAAAACAUAGGAUGCUAAAGUUCCGCAAACUUGGUGGAUUCCAAGAAGGAAUCCCUGUAGAUCCCAAAAAGAAAAUCAACAUGAAAAAUAAAGAACUCAUUGACCAAAAUCCAGGAAAGGCUUCAGGACUGGAAUUGGAGGGUGAGGUUGAAAAACUCAAACAACAAAUUUUGAAAGCCAAGGAGUUGUCUACAGAAUCUCCAGAGUUGGGCCUGAACGAGAUGCUAGAGAAACUGAAAAAAGAGGUUGAUCAUGAAUAUUCUGAGGCAGCCAAAGCCAUGGGCUUGAAGGACAGGCUUAUGAUGUUGCGGGAAGAAUUUGCAAAAGCAAGGAAUUCAAAGGACCAGCUCAUUCAUCCAGCUCUAAAGAACAAGAUUGAGAAGGUUAAGGAUGAGUACAACCAAGGUCUUGCUUCGGCUCCUAAUUAUGCAAGCCUGAAAUAUAAGCUUGACAUGUUGAAGGAAAUAUCCAAAGCAAAGAAUCUCUCAGAGAAGAACAACAAAACAGUCCCAUUAAAACAGGAAAUUAAUAAGAGACUGAAAGAGAUCAUGGAUCGGCCAGAUGUCAAGGAGAAGAUUAAGGCACUGAAGGCUGAAACUGAAAACUCUGGGGUGUCUAGUGCUGGGGACUUAGACCAGGGGCUAAAGGAGAAAAUUCUGCAGGUAAAGGAGGAUGUACUUAUGGAAUUUGCUGAUGUUCUCAAGUCUAUAGGUUUGCAUGUGGAACCACCAUCAUUCUCAGAUUUCAAAAUUAAAAUGGAGGAUUUUAAUGGAGAAAUUAUCGAGGGAAUCGAAGAUGUUAUAAAUUCGUCAGAUUUGAAGAACAAGAUUGAGCUAUUGAAGUUGGAGGUAGCAAAGGCCGGAAAGACACCUGUUGCGGAGUCUAAAAAUAAGAUUCAGACUUUGGAGCAACAAAUAAAGCAGAGCCUUGAAGAAGCUAUGAAUUCCUCUGGGUUAAAAGAGAAGCAUGAGAAGCUUAAGUUGGACAUUUCUGAAGCCAUGGAAUCUUUUGGAGGAUUCAAUGGAAGUACAGUUAAAGAAAACUUAAAUAAAGACAGUUCCAUGAAUGAAGGAUCAAGAGUACCGAUUAAUUUUCAACCAAACCGCAUUGUUGCCUGAUCAUGUUGCAGGUGGUUGAUAAAUCUGUUGAAACUACGUAGAGGGCUUUGAGAGAGAAUUUACCAGCAUUCAUUGUCAUCUCCUUGCAGAGUCCACAAGGUUUCGCAUCUGGAGGAACGUGAGAUAGUCACAGCAUACCUGCUUAAUCUUGAAGCAGUCUGAAAUGAUUGACACCAUUUUAUUAGUUUUUGCAUCACUCUGUCUCUUGGUACAUUUCUACUGAUGAACACAAAACAAUAUGUAUAAAUUAUGAAUGGCACACUAAACAGUGUGCUUUUAAUUAUCUGGAGGAGAAUAUAUGGGGUUGCCUUUCACCUAA